Molecule: messenger RNA, 816 nt
Organism: Paraglomus occultum
Lineage: Eukaryota; Fungi; Glomeromycota; Glomeromycetes; Paraglomerales; Paraglomeraceae
Source: the annotation of a GenBank genome assembly
AUGUCUUGCAAGUCUUGGUUUUCUAUCGUUGUAAUCUCAUUAUUGUUAGUAUGUAUACUGCUAAGUUUCCCGAGGGAGUUCGUUGUUCCUAAACAAGCUCGUUCACGAUGGACCGGAUAUUUGGCAUGGCAUCCAGAAAUAAUCGAUUUUGAUCAACAAAAGGGCGAUUCAUUCACGCUCCUUUCCAUAACGUUAAUGGGAGUCUUUGGCUAUCUGUGCAUAAAAUGGACAUACAAUGAUAAUCUUUCAACAAAACAUGUCUCUUAUUUCUACAAAAACGGAGUGUCCAUUCCAACCACACUGUUCAAUCAGUUGAUCUCAAUGUAUAUAUUUAUGACCUUUAUUGCCGCAAUCGCAUAUUUCAUUCUUGAUGUGGGAAAGAUCUGGUCCGUGUGGGGAUUACUGCAUAAUAUGUUGGAAAUCGCAAUCCUACUGGUGUUGCAUAAUAAUGGAAAGAUUAAGAACAAUUGGUUCUUCGUGUGGAUGGGAUUGUAUGUGAUUGUCACGGCAGUGUUUAACAUUUGGUUGGACUGGCCAAACGAUGGAAUCUAUUUCAAAAUACAAGGUCUUUGCACAGAUUGGGCAGUUUGGCUUCAAUUUACGCGAGUUUAUCUGACAACUCGUAAAUACCUCGGGAGUGAACCAUCCGCGCAGAUUCCUUUUGCUUUACCGCCUGCUGUCAACAACCCGAAUGACGAGUUUUAUCCUCAAAUAGUGGAGCAUCCUCACCAAUUACUUUUAUUGGUACUUGGGUCAUUUAUUCACGUUAUUGGUAACAUUGCAAACUCUGUUUGGAUCGAUAGUGCUGCCGCGUAA